AACUUCGAAGCCGCAACAUGGCAAGCACUUUCUUCAGUAUGGCCGGACGUCGAAAAGCAGGGAUGCUCUUUCCACUUCACUCAGGCCAUCAUGAAGAAUGUGCGCCACAAUAAUUUGGCUCGCCAAUACAACAAGGACGCUGGAACAAGAGACCUGAUAAAGCAUGUCAUGGCGCUGUGCUAUAUACCUACUAUGUUUAUCACGCCCAGGUUCAAAUCACUGAAAGAAAAGAUGCAUACUCAAGAUCUCAAGAACUUCGCCGAAUAUUUUCAAAACACUAGGUUAUACAACAGUGUCUGGACUCCCAAGGAUUGGUCAGUAUUCGACGUAGAAAUAAGAACCAACAAUCAUCUGGAAGGUUGGCACCGCCAUUUUAACAGUAUAACUCGGAAAAAUAUGCCAUUUUACAGUUUAAUCUCAACAAUGUACGACGUAAGUAUAGGGAUAGAGGCGGACGUUGUGGAUAUUUUGGAAGAGAAUGUUGUGGGGCGUGUCAACGGCAGGCAUGCGGAAGCCAACGAGAGAGUGCAACAUGUUUGGGAACAGUUUAAGGAAGGAGAGUUAUCUGUGGACUCUCUUCUUCGGAGGUGUUCAAGGAUCUACGGGCCGCAGUAUUGCAAAGAGUAAGUAUGUAACGCAGCAAAUUUCCCAUA
This is a messenger RNA of Styela clava, 653 nucleotides long. NCBI's taxonomy places the organism in Eukaryota, Metazoa, Chordata, Ascidiacea, Stolidobranchia, Styelidae. The record is from RefSeq and is a predicted model, not a curated record.